GCAGCUGGAGGAGCGCGCCGUUCAGCAGAUGUACAGUGCCGGGAAGUUGAUCGUAGUCUGUCCGCAUAGAGCGCCCUGCGAGCGGGCAGCGGACCCCGCGACUUUCCGCUUCCUCCCAACAUGCUACUUCUGACCGGACCGCUCCUCCUGCUACUGCUGCCCGCCUGCCUGGCGCCCGUUCCCCGCACCGUCUACUCCAACCAUUGGGCUGUGCGAGUGCCCGGGGGAACGGAGGUGGCGGCGCAGCUGGCUGACAAGUACGGCUACCUGAACCUCGGCAAGAUUGGAAGCCUUGAAAAUUAUUACCACUUUUAUCACAGCAAAACCAUUAAACGGUCAACUUACAGCAGCCGUGGGACACACAGCUUUCUGCAGAUGGACCCAAAUGUAAAGUGGAUGCAGCAGCAGCAAGUGAAGAAAAGGGUGAAGAGGCAUAUUCGAGCAGAUUCCAGCCUUAUGUACUUUAAUGACCCCAUCUGGUCUAACAUGUGGUAUCUGCACUGUGGGGAUAAAAGCAGCCGUUGCCGAUCAGAAAUGAAUGUCAUGGCUGCUUGGCAGAGAGGGUACACUGGCAAGAAUGUGGUGGUCAGCAUCUUGGAUGAUGGUGUGGAGAAAAGUCACCCAGAUCUCAUUCACAAUUAUGAUCCAUAUGCCAGCCAUGAUGUGAAUGGAGAUGACCAGGACCCAAGUCCACGAUAUGAUGCCAGCAAUGAAAAUAAGCAUGGCACUCGUUGUGCUGGCGAAGUGGCUGCAUCUGCCAAUAACUCCUACUGCAUAGUGGGCAUUGCUUAUAAUGCCAGGAUUGGUGGAAUCCGCAUGCUAGAUGGGGACGUGACGGAUGUCGUUGAAGCGAAGUCCCUCGGCAUCCGGCCUGACUACAUUGACAUUUACAGUGCAAGCUGGGGCCCUGAUGAUGAUGGGAAGACUGUGGAUGGCCCUGGACCUUUGGCCAAAAAAGCCUUUGAAGAAGGCAUUAAGAAGGGGCGUAAAGGGCUUGGCUCAAUUUAUGUCUGGGCAUCAGGUAACGGUGGUAGAGAAGGAGAUUACUGCUCCUGUGAUGGAUAUACCAACAGCGUCUACACCAUCUCCAUAAGCAGCACCACAGAGAAUGGUUACAAGCCUUGGUACCUGGAAGAGUGUGCCUCCACCCUUUCUACAACAUACAGCAGCGGAGCCUUCUACGAGAGGAAGAUAGUUACAACAGAUCUCAGACAAAGAUGUACGGAUGAUCACACCGGGACUUCAGUUUCUGCUCCUAUGGUUGCUGGUGUUAUUGCUCUGGCUCUGGAAGCGAACCCGAUGCUGAACUGGAGAGAUGUCCAGCAUCUCUUGGUGAAGACGUCACGAUCUGUCCACCUCCGGGCCCCCGACUGGAGAACAAAUGGAGCUGGGCGCAAAGUCAGCCAUCUUUAUGGCUUUGGAUUGGUGGAUGCCGAAGCUAUGGUCGUUGAAGCCAAGAAAUGGAAAACUGUCCCAUCGCAACAUGUCUGUAUAGGAGCCUCCGACCGAAGGCCAAGGUUUAUCAGAGCUGACCAGCUGAUUCGCACUACAAUUCAGACCAAUGCUUGCACAGAUAACAGUGGGCAACAUGUGGCAUACCUUGAGCAUGUUGUUGUCAGAGUUACCAUAUCACACCCACGAAGAGGAGACCUGCAAAUCAACCUAAUUUCUCCAUCAGGGACAAAGUCCCAGCUGUUAGCCAGACGGACAUUUGACUACUCCAAUGAAGGAUUUAAGAGCUGGGAGUUUAUGACCGUCCAUUGCUGGGGAGAAAAAGCUGAAGGUGAAUGGAUGCUAGAAAUUCAUGAUAUCCCAUCUCAGUUGCGCAAUCCAGAGGCUCAAGGGAGGCUGAAAGAAUGGACAUUGAUUCUUUAUGGCACAGAUGAGCAUCCAUACAAUGCCAUUAGUUUUCAUAACUCAAGGUCUAAAGCCCUGGACUUAUCUGCAGCUGAUCAGGAGCCUUCUAAAUCUGCAGUCUUUCAGAAUCCCCUGGAAUUUGAGGAAGAAGACGAGUAUUCAGGUACAAGUCUAGGGUAUGCCAAUAUUUUAUGGACUUGUCCAUGCCACACAGAGUGUGGCGACAGAGGAUGCGACGGGGCCGGCGCUGAUCAGUGUCUCAACUGUGUUCACUAUAGUCUUGGCAGUGUCAAAUCUGGCAGGAAGUGUGUGAGUACCUGUCCGUCUGGGUUCAUGGUAGACGUGGCUGGCAGAAGGUGCAGGCGCUGCCAUAGAGGGUGUGAAUCCUGUUUUGGACGCAGUCAGAACCAGUGCAGUUCCUGUAAGAGAGGCUUCUACGUUCAGCCUGAGAGCAGUUCCUGUACAACCACAUGUUCAGCCGGAGCAUAUGCCGAUGAAAGUCUCAGACGAUGCCUCAAAUGUCACCAGAAUUGCAAGAAAUGUCUUGGAUAUCCUGAUAAGUGUGUAGUCUGCAGAGAAGGCUUCAGCCUUUCAGGUUCCAUGUGUGUACCAGAGUGUGAGCCAGGCACUUUUUUCAACACGGAUUUCAUGAAAUGUGACAAGUGCCACUCAACCUGCCAGUCAUGUGUGGGAACUGGGAAGGACCAGUGUACUCAAUGCACCAAAGAUUACCACCUGCAUGACUGGCGCUGUGUGCCAACGUGCAGCACAGGCUUUUAUUCAGAAGCUGUUCCUGGGCUGCCCCACAAAGUUUGCCGAAAAUGUGAAGAAAACUGUCUGAUGUGUGAAGCCACAGGCAAGAAUUGUGUCCGGUGCAAGGAGGGCUACAGUUUGCUCAGUGGAUCAUGUGUUACGAAUCAUACAUGUAGUAAUGCGGAUGAUAUGUUCUGUGAGAUGGUGAAGUCCAGUAAGCUCUGUGAGCGGAAGCUCUUCAUUCAAUUUUGUUGCCGGACGUGUAUGCUAGCAGGCUGACCAUGUUUUUAGAAGUUUCGUCACCUUCUCAAGUUGGAGUGACUUCUGCCGGUGGAGUCCAGAUCGCCCACUUCUGGCUAUGGUGCUAUCUUGAUGGCAUUGAUCCAUUUCAUGCCAAAACUGACAAGGGAUGUAUUUCAAGGAUUUCUGCUUGACAUACCUUGUAAUGUACUGCAUUGCUAAACAUGCUCCACCCACAAAAGAGGUUUAUGGAGCUGGACCAGACUUCAGGCAGCAUUCUGGAUUUAAAUCUUAAUCUGUACAAAGCAAGAGCUUUUUUAUUUUUUUUUAUUUUUUGCCACAGCUUCAAACAUCAAUUCCCACCAUCUUAUCCUUCAUUUUUUUCUAUGUGCUAAUGGAUACUGUGGUGGACAGACACAUAGGAGGGCUACAUAAUGUGAACUU
Nanorana parkeri is the source of this 3294-nucleotide messenger RNA. RefSeq names its product proprotein convertase subtilisin/kexin type 6 (gene PCSK6). The transcript is spliced from 22 exons. The record is from RefSeq and is a predicted model, not a curated record. Gene Ontology annotation, biological process: peptide hormone processing. Gene Ontology annotation, cellular component: cell surface; membrane. Gene Ontology annotation, molecular function: serine-type endopeptidase activity. Bases 121 to 2889 code for a protein of 922 amino acids. NCBI's taxonomy places the organism in Eukaryota, Metazoa, Chordata, Amphibia, Anura, Dicroglossidae.